AUGGCAAGAAGGAGAGAUAGAGAUGUAAACUGGAGCCCGGAAGCUGAGGAAGAACUGCUUAAACGUCUAGGUGAGUUCAAUUUAUUGAACUCUGUUGGUACCACCCCUCACCGAGAUAAAUACACACAAUGGGCGGCGGAGCUAAGUGAGCAUUUUAGCGUUCCCCUAACUUGGGACAAGGUCAAACAAAAGGCCAGUAGACUGAAGAAAACAUUUAAUGCUGAGUUUCUACUUCGCACUGCCACCGGACUUGGAUGGGAUCCGAUUCAAAAGAAACCCACUUGCACUGACGAGUAUUGGCAACAAUUUAUCAGUAUCCAUCCCGAGGUUGAAAGGGCGAGGAGGAAGCCCUUGUUGGAUUACGAUCUAUAUUAUUGCGCGUUUGCCAAUACUCGGGCAAAUGGGGCCUUUGAGUAUGGUCAAGAUGAUGCUCCACCACAACAUAGGUCCGGCAGCCCAACUGAGCGAGGAACAACUAGUUUCAAUGACGGUGACGAUGUUCUUCCUACAGAUAGAAGACAUGGCAUGCAUUGA
This is a messenger RNA of Morus notabilis, 534 nucleotides long. RefSeq lists its product as uncharacterized. The coding region runs from base 1 to 534 and encodes 177 amino acids. NCBI's taxonomy places the organism in Eukaryota, Viridiplantae, Streptophyta, Magnoliopsida, Rosales, Moraceae. The record is from RefSeq and is a predicted model, not a curated record. The transcript has 2 exons.